Molecule: messenger RNA, 601 nt
Organism: Anolis sagrei ordinatus
Lineage: Eukaryota; Metazoa; Chordata; Lepidosauria; Squamata; Anolidae
Gene: MSRB1
Product: methionine sulfoxide reductase B1
Biological process (GO): protein repair
Cellular component (GO): nucleus
Molecular function (GO): peptide-methionine (R)-S-oxide reductase activity; L-methionine (R)-S-oxide reductase activity
Source: RefSeq, a predicted model, not a curated record
CGCCCGGGGCGAAGGGCAGCAGGCAGGCAGGCAGGCAGGCAGGCAGUCGGUUACAUAAAGGGCAGAGGCGGACGGAGAGACCCGCUUGCACCGCCAUGUCCUUCUGCACCUUCUCCGGGGGAGAGGUCUAUCAGAACCACUUCGAGGCCGGAAUGUACGUUUGCUCCAAAUGCGGCUUUGAGCUUUUCUCCAGCAAAUCCAAAUAUGCCCAUUCCUCUCCUUGGCCAGCGUUCACCGAAACCAUCCACGAUGACAGCGUCACCAAGUACUUAGAACGCCCCAAUGCCUUCAAAGUCUUGUGUGGCAAGUGCGGCAAUGGUUUGGGCCAUGAGUUUAUUAAUGACGGACCCAAGAAGGGCCAGUCCCGCUUCUGAAUAUUCAGCAGCUCUCUCAAAUUUGUCCCUAAAGACAAGGUUGAGAAGAGCUUGAGGAAGUAAACCGGUUUGGCUUCUGUUCCCUCCCCAAUGUCUGUGUGUUUCAGGGGACCCAUCCGUCCUAUUCCCAUCCAACCCACUGAGACCCUUCAACGUGGCCCAUCAUCCCCAAGCAGAAGUUGAAAAGAAGGGUGGAUAAAUGAAGUCGCUUUCCAUGCAUUGUAAUA